AUGUCAAGUUAUGUGCAGGAAAAUCCGAUGAGGUUACGAAAAGCCGACUCCUCGAAACUACGUCGAAGGAUUCAAUAUAUUCACAGUUUACAGAAGUUAAACAGCAUCAUGGAUGAAUCGACUCCACUAGUUUACCAUAGCGAUGAUGAGUAUGACUCUUACCACACAGUCAAGAUCAAUAGGAGAACUAAAGUGAUUCUAUAUACGGUUGUCGGCCUUCUCGGUUUUAUUACACUUUGGGUGUUUACAAUGGUCCUCCCAAGUUAUUAUAUCCCACAAGCGGUAUCACUAAAGCCAAUAAACCAUAUUUCACAAUUGAAUGUGAGCUUUGAAACGGGGCAGGGACGAAAACAAGUUAAGAGAAUUAUUAUGAUUGGCGAUAUCCAUGGCCAUUACGACGAAUUUAGGCAACUAUUGAGGAAAGUUGAAUACAACAAAAAGGACGACGAAUUAUUAGUCUUGGGUGAUUUUGUUACCAAAGGUCCUGACUCGUUCAAGGUGUUGGAUUAUUUGAUUGACCACAAGAUUGAGUGCAUUUUGGGAAAUCACGAAUAUUACGUUCUACAAUAUUACGCAAACUUUCAUGCUCUUGAUCAGCCUAGCUUUCAUUUGAGCGAAACACAACCCUCCAGUCACAUUUGGAUCGAUGGAGCAUUUAAUGACGAUCCAGAAUAUCUUUUUUCCAAGAAAUUGCAACCUCACCAUGUGAAGUACAUCAACCAUUGCUCAGUGAUCAAGGAACUUGGUAUGGUGCCAGUGGGAGAUGGUGUGGCUCCUGGAGUUGCAGUUCAUGCUGGUCUUCGACCCGAUUUGAAGUUGAGCCGACAGGAUCCUAUUGAUAAUUUAGAGAUGCGCUCUCUUAUAGGUCCUUUCUACAACGAAACAACUUCAGACCCUAAUGCUCCAUUUGCCAAAAGUUGGUCAAAGAUUUAUAACUCUAAACAUGGUAAAGCACCAGCUGAAUAUGUGGUAUAUUACGGCCAUGAUGCUGGUAGAGGGCUCAAGUUGAAAGAAUACACAAAGGGAUUGGAUUCUGGAUGUGACAAAGGAGGAAAAUUGACUGCUGUUGUGAUUUCAUCGAAUAAGAAGAAGGCAAAGAUAAGAUUAGAGGAGGUGACUGUUCAAGUUGAUUGCUGA
Molecule: messenger RNA, 1137 nt
Organism: Lodderomyces orthopsilosis Co 90-125
Lineage: Eukaryota; Fungi; Ascomycota; Pichiomycetes; Serinales; Debaryomycetaceae
Product: putative serine/threonine-protein phosphatase
Exons: 1
Coding region: 1-1137 (378 amino acids)
Biological process (GO): polyphosphate catabolic process
Cellular component (GO): cytoplasm
Molecular function (GO): phosphatase activity; endopolyphosphatase activity
Source: RefSeq, a predicted model, not a curated record